Ustilaginoidea virens is the source of this 417-nucleotide messenger RNA. RefSeq lists its product as uncharacterized. The transcript is spliced from 2 exons. Lineage: Eukaryota; Fungi; Ascomycota; Sordariomycetes; Hypocreales; Clavicipitaceae. Bases 1 to 417 code for a protein of 138 amino acids. Gene Ontology annotation, biological process: protein folding in endoplasmic reticulum. The record is from RefSeq and is a predicted model, not a curated record. Gene Ontology annotation, cellular component: EMC complex.
AUGACGUGGUUUUCAAGAACGGUGACCUUUACAGGGCUCCUGCUUCUGGUUCACUCUUGCUAUUCGGCUCAAGAACAUGCAGCAAUCUCUUCAGCGUUGAAGGCUCCUACUUCCAAUCUGCAAAAUGUAGCGAGUAGUUUACCAAUCGACAUCCGUGUCGAAUCGAUAUUGGCCACUCUGAUCAUCUGUGUCGGCAUUGUCGUUGGCUCCGAAAACCUGCACCCGAUUCGAUGGCAAGUGUGGGCGGGGAAAAUCGAACGCGAGGGAGACGCUGGCUUCAUUGACGGGUCUGGACAGGUGGAAAAGAACUUUCGGGGCAACCCAUACAGCGUUCUUGAAUCCCGUCCCGGCUUUCUCGACAUCCGCAAACAACGUCAUGAGUUUACUGAGUGGGCUAGAAAUUAUGGUGCCAAGUGA